Messenger RNA from Pieris rapae (cabbage white), 1305 nucleotides. RefSeq names its product DNA-directed RNA polymerases I and III subunit RPAC1 (gene Polr1C). The transcript is spliced from 6 exons. Lineage: Eukaryota; Metazoa; Arthropoda; Insecta; Lepidoptera; Pieridae. The coding region runs from base 288 to 1283 and encodes 331 amino acids. Gene Ontology annotation, molecular function: protein dimerization activity; DNA binding. The record is from RefSeq and is a predicted model, not a curated record. Gene Ontology annotation, cellular component: RNA polymerase I complex; RNA polymerase III complex. Gene Ontology annotation, biological process: DNA-templated transcription.
CUAAUUUACCUCGUGACCAUGCAAAUUCGUUUGACAUGAAACGAGGCUCAAGCUCCAUAUACUAUAAAGUUUUACAUCUUUGGUAUAGUCGAAAGACUUUAGCUUGUCUGCCGACUGGAUAGCGAAGGAAUAUUAAAAAAAAACUAAAUGUUUAGAUUUUUUAAGUUUCCCACAUGACUUAGGAAUGUUGUUUGGAGUUUCACCUGUUUCAGACAUUAAUUAAAGUUUUUGUGUGUUUCUCCUGUUAAAAUUUAACUUUAAAUAGAAUCAUUUUACUGACGUCCAAAAUGCCAAAGUUAGAUGAAAAGCCUCGGGUUUUCCUAGAAGAAUUUCGUGUUAAGAACGCUGCUGAAGAUUACGGACUAGCUGAUGAUAAAUGGGACUUUAGUAAGUUUAAAGAAAGGUUUCGAAUUGUCAUUGUUAAAAUGGAUAAUUUAGAAAUGGAAUUUGAUUUAAUUGGUAUACAACCAGCAUUUGCAAAUGCUUUCCGUAGAAUUAUGAUAAGCGAAGUCCCUAGUAUGGCUAUAGAAAAAGUGAUGAUUAAAAAUAAUACAUCAAUAAUUCAAGAUGAAAUAUUAGCCCAUAGAUUAGGCUUAAUACCUCUUAAAGCUGACCCAAGACUAUUUGAAUAUCGUCCUGAAGGUGCAACUGAAGGGACUGAGUUUGAUACAUUAGAAUUUUCGUUGAAAGUAAAAUGCACUCUCAAUAAGACACAAACAAAAGACUCAUUCAGGCCUGAAGAUUUAUAUGAAAACCAUAGUGUUUAUUCAUCACAAAUGAAAUGGCUGUCUAUAGGAAAUCAAGGUUCUGUUCACAAAGACAGUGAUGUUGGGCCUGUACAUGGGGAUAUAUUGAUAUCAAAAAUGAGACCAGGACAUGAGUUAGAUCUUCAUCUUGUUGCGAUUAAGGGUAUUGGAAGGGAUCAUGCUAAAUUCUCUCCAGUUGCUACAGCAACAUACAGAUUACUUCCAGAAAUAACCUUAACACAGGAGGUGAAUGGUAGUGAUGCAACGCUACUACAAAGUUGUUUUUCACCUGGAGUUAUAGGAAUUGAUUCUAAUGGUUGUGCAUUUGUAAAGGAUGCUCGAUAUGAUAGUUGUAGUAGAAAUGUGUACAGAUAUGACUCUAUUAAAGAUUCUGUAAUAUUAAGCAGAAUUAGGGAUCAUUUCAUAUUCAAUGUUGAAUCCGUUGGAGCAAUGGCACCUCAUGUUAUCUUUACUGAAUCAAUUAAAAUACUAAGAGAUAAAUGUAAAACAUUAUUGGAUGAAUUAUCCAAUUUUUAAUUAUUAAAUUUUUAAAAAUAUA